AUGGCUUCCCUCAAGGCUGUUUCCGAGCCAAACACAGAGCUUGGAAGUGCUUUGAAAACAAAUUUUGAUGUCGACUUUGUAAUCGAUUAUCGUUUUUCUACUUCAGGUAUGAGAGGCCAGGUUCUCCCACUCAAUCUGACGACAACUAAUGCAACCCCUCCAGACAAAGAGCAAGCCGAAGCACAAUUCGUAAAGCUUAUCGAAUCUGUUCAUGAUGUUGGGUUAACGACUGAGGUACGAAAUGGAGAUAACUUUGGACUUCUAAUAUUCGUCAAAGCUUCCAAGGAACGACUUAGAUCUGAAGUAUAUCGCUCGCGAGUACAGGAUUGGUUAUAUGGAGUUCGAAUAACUGCACCGGCGAAGGAUAUGCAUGAAGCUUUCGAGGUAGAACCAGUGACUGAGGCUGAACGAUUGAGAUUGGUUUAUUUGUUGAUUACCAAAUCGAAAAUUGAAGGUGGUGCCGGGAUUACGCCUAAGAGAGGGGAAUGGAUGGUAGUCGAGUCGAUAUUUCCCCUCCAUGAUCAUGCAUUCAAUAAGGCUUGGAUCACAGAAAUCACCACAAAAUAUCUCCUAACCACCAAGGAUUUAGAGGAUAUUAAGAACAGAUUUGGAGAAAGGAUCGGAUUCUAUUUUGCCUUUUUACAAUCAUAUUUCAAGUUCUUGGUGUUUCCGGCCGCAUUCGGAUUCUGCGCUUGGGUUCUUCUUGGUGAAUACUCCCCGAUAUAUGCCAUUGUCAAUGGCAUAUGGUGUAUUGUCUACACGGAAUAUUGGAAGAAGCAAGAGACAGAUCUUGCAGUACAAUGGGGAGUUCGAGGUGUAUCAAAGAUUCAGCGCAAACGAGUGGAUUUCAAACCCGACAGUGAGAUCACGGAUCCUAUUACUGGAGAACAAAUUAAGUUUUACUCGCCAGUGAAAAGGUUGAGUCGUCAGUUGCUGCAGAUACCUUUCGCACUCUGUGCUACCGUCUUACUAGGAAGUUUGAUUGCAUCUUGCUUUGCCAUUGAAAUCUUCAUCUCAGAAGUCUAUGAUGGUCCAUUUAAAACAUAUUUGGAGACCUUCUUGCCAACUGUCAUUCUUACUGUCUUUUUGCCGACAUUAACCGUUCUCUUGAACGGAAUUGCUUCAAAAUUGACAGCUCUUGAGAACUAUCAAAUAGUUGCCGCACAUGAGGCGGCAAUGGUUCAAAAGAUCUUUGUCCUCAACUUUAUAACAUCCUACGUGCCAAUUUUUCUCACAGCAUUUGUCUACGUUCCGUUCGCUCAAGUUAUUGUUCCUCAUCUGGACAUUUUGCAAAUGGCAGUGAAACCAUUCGCCGAAAACGAUGAACAGAUGACAGUAUCAACAGCCGGAUUUCAGAUUGACCCUGAUCGAUUGAAGAAACAGAUUAUUUAUCAAAACGUCACAGCACAACUUGUUAAUUUUGCUGUUGAGGUCAUCAUUCCAUACGCCAAGAGAAUGGUCUUCAGAAAAUACAAGGAGAUUCAAGCAGAUCGUACCACGAGGCGUAGAGGUUCUUAUUCACCAGAGAUGGAUCAUCCAGAAGAAAUCGAGUUCUUGACCCGCGUGAGAGAUGAAGCCGAACUUGCGCUCUAUGAUGUUGCUACAGAUUUCAGAGAGAUGGUCAUUCAAUUCGGUUACCUAUCUCUGUUUUCAGUCGUCUGGCCUCUGACAGGCCUUUCAUUCCUCAUAAACAAUUGGGUUGAACUUCGCGGUGACGCCGUGAAAAUCGCACUUGAAGCUCAACGUCCUGUUCCAUGGCGUGCGGAUUCCAUUGGUCCAUGGAUUGAGGCUCUAGGUUUCUUAUCUUGGCUCGGUAGUCUUAGUACCGCUGCUCUUGUUUACAUUUUCUCUGGAGAUGGUGUUGGUCCAGAUGGUACACCAAGUAACAUGACAGGAUGGGGUUUAUUGCUCACCAUGUUCUUCUCGGAACAUAUCUAUCUAACCUUAAGAUCAGGCAUCAGAUUAGCAUUGAGUAAAAUUGAUAGUCCAGGGUUACAGAGAGAGCGAAAGGAAAGAUUUGCCGUUAGGAAACAAUACCUAGAAGGAAUGAAAUCUCAGGAAGAGACUGAAAAAGCUACUCAGGGAGGAAUUAGUCAAUCAGAGAAGAUUAGUAGAAGCACGUUGGAAGAGAAUGCUAGGGAAUCAACCUUGAGAGGCCGUGGAACAGUCGAGGAAAGUAUCAGAGGGUUUAAAUUGGACUUGAUUUGGGGGGGAGUGGGUAAGGGGUUGGAGGAGAAGAGGAGGGGUUGA
This is a messenger RNA of Sclerotinia sclerotiorum 1980 UF-70, 2250 nucleotides long. RefSeq lists its product as hypothetical. Bases 1 to 2250 code for a protein of 749 amino acids. Gene Ontology annotation, biological process: chloride transmembrane transport. Gene Ontology annotation, cellular component: cortical endoplasmic reticulum. NCBI's taxonomy places the organism in Eukaryota, Fungi, Ascomycota, Leotiomycetes, Helotiales, Sclerotiniaceae. The record is from RefSeq and is a predicted model, not a curated record. Gene Ontology annotation, molecular function: chloride channel activity. The transcript has 6 exons.